Messenger RNA from Alternaria alternata, 1600 nucleotides. RefSeq names its product carbon-nitrogen hydrolase. The record is from RefSeq and is a predicted model, not a curated record. The coding region runs from base 251 to 1507 and encodes 418 amino acids. NCBI's taxonomy places the organism in Eukaryota, Fungi, Ascomycota, Dothideomycetes, Pleosporales, Pleosporaceae. Gene Ontology annotation, molecular function: catalytic activity. The transcript has 2 exons.
ACAUCAGCCACAUUACACGUGAUACCUGGUAGGAAUGACUCCACAGAUGUUGAAGAUGCCGUUUGGCUAUUCAAGGUUAUUCAAGGUGGGGGUCAGAGCGGGGUAGCUUUGGGAGCUUAGCUCCCUGGUGUGUAGUCAUCACGACAAGCUUCAAACACUCAUACAUCGUGUCUUUUUUCCCUUCUUUUUUCCUUGGAGUUUACUUGAUCUUCGAUCGCGCACUGAUCUACGCGUCAUUUCCAUUCUCACAAUGCCACAAACGCUCAAGAUCGCGUCCGCGCAAGCACGCACCCUCUCCACAACCGCCGAGACCCUCGUCGCCCUCGAAGCCACCACAAAGCGGGCCGCCUCCCAAGGCAUCGAUGUCCUCCUGUUUCCCGAAGCAUACUUGGGCGGAUAUCCUCGUACUUGCUCUUUUGGCGCUGCGGUUGGUGCUCGCGCACCCGAAGGUCGCGAGCAGUUCCUUCACUAUUUCCACGAUGCUGUCGAUAUGGGCGACACACCGAGCGGCGCUGGGCAAGAUUGGCUAGACCGGAAGCUCGAACUGCCAAAAGGGAAGGAAUACAGGGGUGACGGGACAAGAGAGGAGUUAGAAAGGAUAGCGAAAGAGACCGGUGUCUUUGUUGUCACUGGAAUAGUGGAAAAGUCGGGUGGCACACUUUACUGUGGGGUUGUGUUUGUAGACCCAAAGAUGGGGAUAUUGGGGAAGAGAAGGAAGGUCAUGCCCACCGGUAGCGAGCGGCUGAUCUGGGGCUUUGGAAGUGCGAGUACGCUGAGGGCAGUGACAACAGAGAUCAAAGGUGUCAAGCUGUGCAUGGGAUCAGCGAUAUGUUGGGAGAACUACAUGCCGCUGCUGAGACAAAGCUUGUAUAGCCAAAACGUGAAUCUGUGGUUUGCACCGACAGCGGAUGCGCGCGACGCCUGGGCGUCGCUGAUGCGGACCGUAGGCUGCGAAGGCCGAUGCUUCGUCGUAAGUGCAAACCAAUGCGUCAAGAAGAAACAUCUCCCGGAGUGGAUUUCAGGCCAGGCGCAGUCGCAGAGCAAUGGGGACGGAACUGGAGUUGGCAGGAGGAUAUCACAACAGGGCAGUGGGGCCGCUGGUAGACGGCGAAGUACCAUCACAAAGACACAAGAGGGCCACGAGAUUUAUCUGCCAAUCCCGGAAGGCCAAGCGUCAGCCACGAACGGUGACUCUUCAGCGAUCGACUCUUCAUCGGUUACAGAUGAUCCACUUAGUCCCAAGCAGCAGCCCUUUGCGCAACCCCAAGCAUCGUCCACAGACGGAGAAGAGUUUGUUUCUCGCGGCGGCUCUAUGAUUGUAUCACCGCUAGGCGACGUGCUUGCUGGACCGUUGUGGGAGGAAGAAGAUGAGCUGCUCGUUGCAGAAGUCGACUUCGAAGAUUGUGAGCGUGGCAGACUCGACAUGGACGUUGCAGGAAGCUACUCGCGCAUGGACAGCUUCAAGCUUAGCGUCGAGGGUCUUGAUUUGAACCCGCCUCCGAUGUAGGCAUUGUGAAACUCGACAAUGAAUCUUUCGCAGAGCUGGACUAUUGGUUUAUGUUUGCAUCGUCGCUUUCCAGUACCUGCGAGGAUUUAACCA